AGAUGACCAGAUAACACUGGUCAAGGUCUCGUCUCUAUACGGAUAUUUCAGAGUCCGACACCAUGACGUCGUAUGACCGGAUUGUAGUAAGGAUGUUUCGCCGUGAAAGCCGACUCUAACGAAAAAAAAACCUAGAUUUUAAUUAUUCAAUCUUAGAAUCAAAAAAACGACAUGGCGACAUUUACGACAUUUGAUUAUUGCCUCUUUAUAACAGUGCUUCUAGUUUCAUUUUUAAUUGGACUAUAUUACAUGCUGAAAGAAAAAUUCGCUAAACGAGAAGCUACCUCGGACGAUAUUUUAAUGGGCGGACGAGAGAUGCCAGUGUUUCCGGUGGCGAUGUCCCUAGUAGCUAGUUACAUGUCUGCCAUUACGGUAUUGGGAACUCCGACAGAAAUGUACGUGUUUGGGACACAAUAUUACAUGGUUGCAUUUUCCGGAUUAUUGACCUACCCCGUUACCUGCUUUGUGUUCCUGCCAUUUUUUCAUAACUUGGGAUUAACAAGUGCAUACCAGUAUUUGGAACUUCGAUUCAAUAGUUGGACUCGCUACAUUGCGGCGUUUGUCUUCGCCAUUGAAAUGAUACUCUAUAUGGCAGUGGUGCUCUAUGCUCCAGCGCUUGCUUUAAAUCAAGUAACUGGUCUCUCACUGUCGGGAUCUAUAUUAAGUGUGGGUGCUGUGGUAACAUUCUACACGUCCAUGGGAGGGUUGCGUGCCGUGCUGUGGACGGACACCUUCCAAACAUUCGUUGUCGUUGGGGGUCUGGUUGGUAUCAUUGCCAUGGGCUGUUCAAAGUUCGGAGGGAUCGCAGAAGUCUGGAACGUCGCACAGCAAGGAGGCAGAAUUGAGUUCUUCAAUUUUGAUCCAAGCCCCCUCACACGGUGCACGUUUUGGGGACUGAUAUUCGGCAGCUUUAUCGGCCAGCUGACGAUCUACGGAGCUAAUCAAACCAUGUUACAGCGAUACAUGAGCAUCAGUAAUGUCAAAAACGCACAACUAGCACUAUUUGUCAGCUUACCGGCCACCAUUAUACUGAUCACUCUGGUAUGUCUGUCCGGACUGGUCAUUUACGCGGAGUACCACGACUGUGACCCUUUACUGGACGGUAAACUGAUAUCCAGGGACCAGCUGUUGCCCUACUAUGUAAUGGAGAGUCUCGGGAGAGUACCCGGCGUACCGGGACUGUUUGUUGCCUGUAUAUUCAGCGCCGCCUUGAGCUCAAUAUCAUCUUGUUUGAAUGCUCUUUCUAUAACUUUGCUGGAAGAUUUGUUGAAGCCUUUCCUGGAGUAUAUUGAUGUAGUAAUGAAACCGUCUGCUGAAGCAAAAGCUGCAAAUAUAUUAGGUGUAUUGGGUGGACUGGUCGUCAUUGGUUUUGCCUUCCUCUCUGCACUGCUUGGUUCUACUGUUCUACAGAUAAUGAUAUCCGUGUUAGGGAUGGCUGGAGGACCACUGCUCGGAUUGUUCCUCAUGGGAAUGUUCUUUCCAUGUGUAAACGGCAAGGGUGCGUUGUCCGGCAUGGUUGUAAGCACAGUCCUGAUCUUCUGGAUCGUGGUUGGCUCUUUUGUCUAUCAAGUUCCCAUGCCAACACUUCCGUUUGAGACUGACGGAUGUGACGUAUCAGAUGGUGUUACAUAUGCAUUGAACAAGUUUGUAAUGAAUAAUCCGGAUAUCAACAUGCCCCGGGUACAGAUUACCGACAGCUAUACAGCCCAAGAAACUGAGAUUGACUGGACAGGUCCAAUGGCAGUGUAUAGGUUGUCUUUCUUGUGGUACCCGACAGUAGCAGUAGGUAUAGCGCUGGUCGUGGGUAUUCUCGUCAGCUGUCUUACAGGUUGGCAGAGCGAGAAAACUGAUCCUAAAUUUGUGUAUCCAGUGUCUGAAAAGUUGUGCUGUUGUCUUCCUAAUUCUGUAAGAAAGAAAUUGAACUGUUUCAAAUUAUGGAAAUAUAAUGUUGGUAACAUGAGCGAUGUUUUGUCGGAUGACGAAGAGGAAGAAGAAUUUAGCAAGUUAAAGAUGGAAACAAGAGAGACGGCAAAACUCCUUCCACCAAUGUCACGACGAAUGGAUAGCUUCGAAGCUGAAAUAAACGAAUCGAGUAUUGUUGUAUCCUUGAUACGUUAUAACCAGACACACACCAUGGAUUUUUAUACUGAAUCCAGUUUAAAAACAUGCAAAAAGGUAUGUGAACUCUGCGAUGGAGAACAAAUUGGAUCAUUUGUGGCCGUGGACUAUGUGUUAUUUGCAGCAGUUCUUGUGGUUUCGGCUCUUAUUGGAGUUUUCUAUAUGGUCAAAGAAGCUCGUGCGACGAAACAAGCAACGGCCGAGGAUGUUCUGAUGGGCGGGAGAGACAUAGGGAUCUUUCCCAUUGCCAUGUCUCUGAUGGCGAGUUUCAUGUCAGCUAUAACCGUGCUUGGGACCCCUACAGAGAUGUACAAUAAUAACACGAGUUAUUGGAUUGCAGGAAACGUCAUCAUCAUUACCACUAUACUAACUAACCAUGUGUUUCUUCCUUUCUUCCACAAUCUUAACUUAACCAGUGCAUACGAGUAUUUGGAGAAAAGAUUUAACGUAGUUGUAAGAAUAUGUGCAUCAGUGAUAUUUAUGAUGAAUAUGCUACUGUAUAUGGGUGUCGUAUUAUACGCCCCUGCUUUGGCAUUGAAUCAAGUUACAGGUUUGAGUCUAUCGCUGUCCAUUGUCUGUAUAGGUCUGGUGUGCACAUUCUACACGGCACUGGGUGGACUUCGUGCUGUCGUGUGGACGGAUACAUUUCAGACUUUUGUCGUCAUGGCAGGACUCAUCGCCAUCAUCGUAGUUGGGUCACGUGAGGUUGGAGGAUUGGACAAAGUUUGGAAAAUAGCUGACCACGGAGGCAGAAUACAUUUCCUAGACUGGAGUGCUGACCCUACAGUUCGCCACUCCUUUUGGGCUCUUGUAAUUGGUUCAGUUGUUGGUCAGCUGACAAUUUACGCAGCCAAUCAGACAAUGAUCCAGAGAUAUCUCGCUAUCAAGGAAAUAACUAACUCCAAAAGAGCCCUGUAUGUCAGUCUUCCGUUGACACUGAUCCUAUCCACGGUGGUAUGUUUAGUAGGAAUAGUCAUUUAUGCGACCUACCACGACUGUGAUCCAAAAAUCCUUAACCUCGUAAAGGCCAGAGAUCAGUUGCUGCCUUUCUUAGUUAUGGAUAAACUCACCUUUCUACCCGGUUUACCCGGACUGUUUGUGGCCAGUCUUUUCAGCGCCUCUCUCAGUUCAAUCUCAUCUGGACUGAACGCCCUUGCCAUUGUGAUAUUGGAAGAUGUACUGAAGAUAUUCUGGCGACAUCACGGAGGAGACCCGUCACCAGCUACUCAGGGACGCAUAGCUAAAGUACUAGGUUUUAUUUGUGGAGGCAUGGUAAUUGGUAUUGCGUUCCUCUCCCAGUUUCUCGGACAAACUGUUCUUCAGAUUAUGUUGAGUAUAUUCGGUAUGGUAGGAGGUCCCCUGCUAGGGCUGUUCCUGAACGGUAUUUUCCUUCCUUGGGUAAAUUCGGCAGGCGCACUUUGUGGAUUGGUCAGCAGUGCUGUUCUCACAUUCUGGGUCGGAAUCGGAGGUUCUAUAAUAUUACCAGUACCCCCUAUACAGAAGGUAUCAGCAUCUAUAUGUCAACACUUCCAGAAAAACUGUACGACGCCUGCAGAAAAUCAAAACGUAUCAGCAAUUUAUAAUAGCACCAUGUUACCUAUUUCAUCCACGUAUUAUAGCACGUCAGAACCGACAACGCCUGCAGCGACAACCAACGGUCAAGAUUUGUGGAUUUACCAUAUAUCCUACCUAUGGUAUGCCUUAUUCGCCGUCCUCAUAUCGCUAUUGGUUGGAACCGUCGUUACUCUUUUGUCAACGUUUUGUUCUGAUUUGAAUCGCCCAGAAGAUCUAGAUAAAGAAUUGGUACAUCCAUUGGCUGAUCGAGUUUGCUGUUAUCCAGCUUUAUCAUGCCAAAAAGUUAAUCGUCUUACCAAAACGCCUUCUCAAUUCAAUGAAAAAUCACCGGAAAUGGUCAAUGGAUACGAAAACGGCGACGUAGGACAUGAUGGACCUUAUACUGUUUCAAACGGAGAUUUGGAACUUCAGCCAAAACUACGAGAAAUGACGCAAAGACGAUACGGCGACACUUCACGGAAAGCCAAUGACCCCAAUCACUCCUAUUAUGAUGACAGCAUGUUGCCUGAUGACGACAACUCCUUAACAAAACUGUAAAUUACGCCAUCUUUAUUGUCAUUGACUAUUGUUGGUGAAUUCAUGACAAAGCCAUUGUGAUAGGAAUAUUAUCAGUUUCAUUUUACAAUAUAAAUAGGACUAGUAUUGCUUCAUUCUAAUGAUACAAUGUAGUACUACUGUUCUAAUGAUACAAUGUAGUACUAUUGUUAUAAUGAUACAAUGUAGUACUAUUGUUCUAAUGAUACAAUGUAGUACUAUUG
Messenger RNA from Pecten maximus, 4451 nucleotides. RefSeq lists its product as uncharacterized. Lineage: Eukaryota; Metazoa; Mollusca; Bivalvia; Pectinida; Pectinidae. The transcript has 31 exons. Gene Ontology annotation, molecular function: symporter activity. Gene Ontology annotation, biological process: sodium ion transport; transmembrane transport. Gene Ontology annotation, cellular component: membrane. The record is from RefSeq and is a predicted model, not a curated record. Bases 172 to 4230 code for a protein of 1352 amino acids.